AUGCCUCCUCAGCCAUCAGUCGUUACGAAGCUCAAGGUCCAGCUCAAGCUGGCCAUCGCACGGCUACGCAUGGUCCAGCAGCGCGAUGACUCCAUGGGCAAGACACAAAGACGCGCGAUGGCGCAGCUCCUCGAGGUGGGCAAAAUCGACUCUGCGCGCAUUCGCGUCGAGAAUAUCAUCCGAUCCGACAUCACGACCGAGCUACACGAGAUACUAGAGCUGUACUGCGAACUACUGAUCGCCCGCGCGGGGCUACUCGAGGGUUCAGUCUGUGAUCCGGGACUGGAGGAGGCGGUCAAAAGCAUCAUCUACGCCGCGCCGAAGACGGAGAUCAAGGAGCUGCAGGUGGUGCGAACGCUAUUGGCGGAGAAGUACGGCAAGGAGUUUGUUCUUGCGGCGAUGGAUAACUCAGAUGGCAAGGUGUCGGACAAGGUUGUCAAGAAGCUGAGCGUCACACCGCCGCGGGAAGAGCUCGUACAAGGGUACUUGGAGGAAAUUGCCAAGGCGUACAAUGUGGACUGGCCGAAGCGACCUCUGGCAGACGAGCCGCCGGAUCUUCUGGACGAUGACGACGACGAUAGCCCAAGUGGUGGGAUUGGCGUGAGAAUACCGGAGGGUCCGUUGGGAAACAGCUCCAAAGUGGCCAAGGAACAGGAGGAGCUAAGCAAGGCGACACCGCCGAGGACGAUUGGAGGUCCCAGUAGCCCUUUGACUGUCACACCGCCGAGGAUGACAACAGAUAACGUCCAUCCCAAAGUUACGCUCAACUCACUGGAGCUGAAGCCUAACAAAAAGAUGGACGCAGCGGCGCAGAAGAAGCCAGCUGGAAAGGGGCCAGGAGGCAACGUACCCGACAUUACGGAGCUGGAGAGGAGAUUUCAAGCUUUGAAGCGAUGA
Colletotrichum paranaense is the source of this 897-nucleotide messenger RNA. RefSeq lists its product as uncharacterized. The transcript has 2 exons. NCBI's taxonomy places the organism in Eukaryota, Fungi, Ascomycota, Sordariomycetes, Glomerellales, Glomerellaceae. The record is from RefSeq and is a predicted model, not a curated record. Gene Ontology annotation, biological process: protein transport. The coding region runs from base 1 to 897 and encodes 298 amino acids.